This is a messenger RNA of Salvia miltiorrhiza (redroot sage), 907 nucleotides long. Its product is annotated as transcription factor HY5-like. NCBI's taxonomy places the organism in Eukaryota, Viridiplantae, Streptophyta, Magnoliopsida, Lamiales, Lamiaceae. Gene Ontology annotation, biological process: response to far red light; positive regulation of transcription by RNA polymerase II; response to red light. Bases 156 to 632 code for a protein of 158 amino acids. Gene Ontology annotation, molecular function: DNA-binding transcription factor activity, RNA polymerase II-specific. The record is from RefSeq and is a predicted model, not a curated record. Gene Ontology annotation, cellular component: nucleus. The transcript has 4 exons.
GUCUGAUCAAAUCUGAUCCAACGGUUUCUGUAGCUUAGUUUUUCUCCCCAACUCUCUCUCUACUGUGAUAUUACGUCCCGCUCUUUUUUUUCUAUCUCAUCCAUCUCUCUCUCUCUCUCUCACUAUCUCUCUGUGUAAAUUCUUGUGUUUUGAUUAUGCUGAUUGGCAGAGAAGAAAUGCAAGAGCCAGCCACGACUACGAGUUCCAUUGCGGCAAGCUCUCUGCCUUCGAGCAGCGAGAGAUCUUCGAGCUCAGCUCUCAACAAUGAAGUCAAACAAGGCAUUGAGAGUGAUGAUGAGAUAAGAAGAGUGCCGGAGAUGGGCGGCGCGGCGGCGGAAAACGCCGGCGCUGCCCAGCCAUCCGCCGCUGGCUCUAAGCGGAGAGGAAGAAGCCCAGCUGAUAAAGAGAACAAGAGGUUGAAAAGAUUGUUGAGAAAUAGAGUUUCGGCCCAACAAGCAAGGGAGAGAAAGAAAGCAUAUUUGGGUGAUUUGGAAGUUAGGGUUAAAGAGUUGGAAUCUAAGAAUGCCGAGCUUGAGGAACGCCUUUCGACUUUCCAAAAUGAAAAUCAAAUGCUUAGAAAGAUAUUGAAGAAUACAACUGCUGGUCCACAAGAGGGAAGGAAGGGAAGCUAGAGAGGAUUUGGUUACGACUAAUCUUUACGAGUAUAUUUCAAGCAUGACGUGUAUAAUCAUAAAUUAGAGAAGUUCAACUUUAGUCGUUUAUUUUGAGGAGUUCCGCGUAAAAUUUGAAAAUAAACGUACUCAAUCACCCAAUGUGUGAUAUUAGCUUUAGCAUGGAAUAUUUUUGCUCGUAUUAUAACAUGAUAUAUUAUGCUAGGAUCAAAUUUAUUUUUAACAUUACAAAGGAUAGUGAAUUUAUUAGUAAUAUAUAAGUUUUUUGGCUGUGG